This is a messenger RNA of Gaeumannomyces tritici R3-111a-1, 968 nucleotides long. RefSeq lists its product as hypothetical. Bases 187 to 474 code for a protein of 95 amino acids. Gene Ontology annotation, cellular component: U6 snRNP; Lsm1-7-Pat1 complex; U4/U6 x U5 tri-snRNP complex. Gene Ontology annotation, molecular function: RNA binding. The record is from RefSeq and is a predicted model, not a curated record. Lineage: Eukaryota; Fungi; Ascomycota; Sordariomycetes; Magnaporthales; Magnaporthaceae. Gene Ontology annotation, biological process: P-body assembly; mRNA splicing, via spliceosome. The transcript is spliced from 4 exons.
AGCUGUCAGGCUGCGCGCCGUACAAUCAGCACCCCGACGACAAGGAAAUUUCGCCAGCGACGAUUGAACGUCACGCAAUUGAUCGCACCGACGCCGACGUCACAAACCAAGCCAGCCACCACAGGAAGACUUGGCCCAUCGCACACAACCCCGCCAAAUCGGAUAAAGCAUCUGUGACCCAAAACCAUGGCGGACUCGGGCGAAGGUCAGGGCAAUGAGCCUUUCGGCCUCGUGAGGCUCCUGCUGGACGAGGUCGUGUUCGUCAAGCUCCGUGGAGACAGAGAGCUCAAGGGCAGGCUACAUGCCUAUGAUUCACAUUGCAACCUCGUCCUCGGCGAUGUCGAGGAGACGCACUACAUGCAAGACGAGGAGGAUGAGGCAGAUCUGAAGACCGUUUCGCGCAAACUCGAGAUGUUGUUUGUUCGAGGCGAUAGUGUUGUUCUGAUCUCUCCAUCAGAGUCCGUCUCGUCCUGAUCCUGGUCUGCUUGUCUCGCACUGAAGGAAGCGCCCAGAAGGACAUGCACAGGGCAUGGACAUGGCCUUGGGAAGCUCUGCUGGGGCCUAUGCCACUUGGGAACGUCCAGCUGAAGACUAGAUCGUGAGAUUUGCUUGGGCUAGGCGAGCCAAACAAAGCUUGGCCCAAACCUGGAAGCCGUCAUUUAAACUGGAACUGGGUCGUUAUUUAUGACUAUCUGAAAGAUAGAUUGGCGUUUGCUCUCAUAUUCUCGGGAGUCUCUGGAAUAGACAUGGAUGGGAGACUAGGAGGGCUACAAGGGGAAGUUUAAGGACGUCGCGGCUGUUUUCCAGGUUGCGUUUGAACAACAGCCCAUCAACGCAGUGAUGGAAAUGAUUCAGCAGAGAAAGUAAAUAAUAAGAAGAGAGGAAAGCCGGUCGGCGGUAGCAACACAACAAAUGAGAUAAUUAAGGGCACACCAAAGCCCUAGGUAUCAUUUCCCUCGCUCACCCAC